CCUGGUGGGGGCGGCGGGCCGGGCGGCGGGCCUGGCCGCGUGUCCCCAGCGCCGCCGGGCAGCCAGCAGCAGGCCGCGGGCGCGCUGGCGGGUAGCCUGUCGGGGAGCUUGGCGGGGAGCCCGCACCCGGGCCAGGGCCCGGGCCAGGGUCCCAUCAAGAGCAAGCCGCCGGCUCUCGUGAUCCAGAACUCGCUCGAGAGGCAGCAGCAGAUGCUCAACGACAUCUACACGCCCCCGAGCUCGGCGCGCUACUCCGCGGGGCCCCACAUCACCGUCAUCAACCACGACGACGAGGUGGCCGGGCUGGGCGGGCAGGUCCCCGUGCAGUCGCCAGGGCCGGGGCGCCAGAACGCCCACCACCUGCAGCACCCUCCGCCGCUGCGACUGUCGCGCCAGGCGGGGGCGGGCUCCUCCCUGGACUCGGCGUGCGCGCAGCGGGCCGCGGCGCUGGCCCUGGCUGCCGAGUGCGACUUCCACUGCUGCGCGCUGCACGAGGAGGGACGCUUCAUCGCCGUCCACAAGAGCGUCGCCACGUCGCCCAUCCAGGACGUGGGGUCGCAGACGUCGCCGCAGCCCACAUCGUCGAUGGCAGGAGGAAGGACAGGCACGCUGCGCGGCGGCCAACACGUCCGCUUCCUGGACAUCGAGGGCCGUGGGGUGUCGCAUCCCGAGCACGGCGGCGACUCGUCCGAGUCCGAGACGGACAACACGGGGCUGGAGGAGGAGGCCGUGACCAGCGAAAAGUUCCUCCUCCUCAUCGACCAGCUGUCGGUCGACCAGAAGCGCCACCUCAGCAUCAAGGACAUCGGCAUCAUCCUGGAGCGGCUCAACUCCAAGAUCCUCGACGUGGAGCGGCUGGACCGCGAGAGCGAGAGCGACGACUGCUACAACUGGACCAUCAAGGCCACCAUCCGGGGUGACGUCUUGCAAGAGCUGGGCGUCAUCUACAACGGCAACUAUUACGCCAUCUCGGAACACCCGGGAUAUAAAGAGGAUGUGGAGGCAGGGUUGCCGGACCCACCAGAGGAGGAGGAAGAGGAGGAGGAGGACAGACUUUGAACCUAUUUACUAUUUACCCUACUCAAAACUUACUCUGUGAGUGUUGGAGCUCGUCAAGUGAGUGUUGUUGUUGUUACUGUUGUUGUUCAUUGUGUUCAUUCAUCGUCAUUCAUCAUUGUGCUCAUCAUCAUCAUCAACUUCGUCAUCACAUCGCCUACGUUUGGCGCAACCAGCAGCAGCAGCAGCAGCAGCUGUAGGAGCAGGGCGGUGCCGCGGGGCAGUGCUUGGGCGUUUUUGGCACAGUGGUGUGUACAGCAUCCGGAAACGGAAGUAGGAGGAAGUGCCGACCGCACCUUCCUCCUCCGGUCCGGAACUAGUGUUGUAAUGCUCGGUGGGGAUGGAUCCGCACUGGGUUUAGGACAUCCCGCACGUCGUCGAAAUGCAUGUUUUUCAUGAUUCGUCUUGUCAGAAAGUUGCUCCAAAGGCAGCAACGCCGCAACACAAUCAUGUUAAGUGCUGUGAUGUUUAAAUGUUAAUAAGUUAUUGUUGGGACGACGCUGCCCGGAUAGUGAGACAAGAAAGUGAGGUUAUGGUGACUCUUGACUGCCCCGCUUAGAAGGCAUGAAUGGUUUAUUAUUUCAGAAAGGAUAUGAAAGACUACCAUCAUGACGACCAUCGGGAAGGUGGAGAGAAAAGAAAAUUAUUGUGAGUCGCGUUUUAUUUUUUAGGUUACGAGAAGGUCAAAAUAGAGCUGACAGUCUGUAUAUGAAAAUUCUUACAGUAGUGGGAAUACUAUUGGAAGAAUAUCAACCUAAAGUUUUACCUGGGAACUAAUAAUGCCAAGUUAGGUCAAUACGUCCCACGCGGCAUUUUCAUACCCCAGCACAAGUUUGUUUGUUUCACUUAGGAGAACAAAGUGUCCCUAAGAAUGAUCAAUUUUUCACAAACCGUUCUAAAUCGGGAACGAAGAAUUAGCUUUACUUUGGUACGCAGAUUAACCUUACUAGCUGGAAAAAAAGGUCCCAACAUUAGUGUGAGGAGGGUUCAAACUUCUUU
This is a messenger RNA of Frankliniella occidentalis (western flower thrips), 2055 nucleotides long. RefSeq lists its product as uncharacterized. The transcript is spliced from 2 exons. The annotation marks the transcript as partial. NCBI's taxonomy places the organism in Eukaryota, Metazoa, Arthropoda, Insecta, Thysanoptera, Thripidae. The record is from RefSeq and is a predicted model, not a curated record.